Molecule: messenger RNA, 321 nt
Organism: Sphenostylis stenocarpa
Lineage: Eukaryota; Viridiplantae; Streptophyta; Magnoliopsida; Fabales; Fabaceae
Source: the annotation of a GenBank genome assembly
GCUUGGCCGAAAAAGAAGCAACACUAUGGAUACUAUGAUCGAUCACCAUCGAUAAAGAAGAAUCUUUUUAAAUCACUUCGGGUCAGCAAGGCCUUCAAGCAUCCGAAAUACGCCGGGGUUGUAAAUGACAUAGCGUUCCUAAUAGAAAAUGAUGACUCCUUUAGAAAAAGGAAGUUAUUUAAGUUCGUUUUCCCCAUGAAAUCCCGCUCCGACGGCCCGACGAGUCAUCUAUUUAAAAGGACCCUCCCUGUAGUCAGUGACGGAUCUUCUUGGGAGCUGAGGGGGGCCGUGGCCCCCAAAAGUUUUGUAACUCCUAUGUAA